This is a messenger RNA of Triticum urartu, 656 nucleotides long. RefSeq names its product Small nuclear ribonucleoprotein family protein (gene SAD1). Gene Ontology annotation, molecular function: RNA binding. The record is from RefSeq and is a predicted model, not a curated record. Gene Ontology annotation, biological process: mRNA splicing, via spliceosome. NCBI's taxonomy places the organism in Eukaryota, Viridiplantae, Streptophyta, Magnoliopsida, Poales, Poaceae. Gene Ontology annotation, cellular component: U6 snRNP; U4/U6 x U5 tri-snRNP complex; Lsm1-7-Pat1 complex.
GAGACUCGAGAGCAGUUCGCCCGUUAGCACGGAACUAUCGACCGCAGCGCAGAAGCAAAAGCCCCAAUCCCCUCCGCCUCCGCCGCCGUUCUUCUCCGUCCGCCUGCGCUCCAGCCGUGCCCUUCUCGUCGCCACCCACCGGCCUCGAGCUCCCCAGCCACCGGCAACCGGAGGCGGCGCCAUGUCUCAGAACAACCCCUCCCAGCUCCUCCCCUCAGAGCUGAUCGACCGGUGCAUCGGAUCUAAGAUUUGGGUGAUCAUGAAGGGAGACAAGGAGCUCGUCGGCACCCUCUGCGGGUUCGACGUCUACGUCAACAUGGUCCUCGAGGACGUCACUGAAUAUGAGUAUACUGCCGAGGGCCGGCGCAUUACGAAACUUGAUCAGAUCCUCCUCAAUGGCAACAACAUAGCCAUCUUAGUUCCUGGUGGUUCACCGCCAGAUGCUGCAUGAGCUAGCAAGCACUUCUGGAGGAUAUCUGUUUGAGGUGAAACUAGACGCGGUGAAGUCUGGACCUUGUAUUGCGAAAGCGCUAGAUGUUUCUUGGUCAAAUGUGCUUUCCUCUGUAUGAUGGAACCUACUGGGCUGAAAGAUGCACCUGCGAUUGCUGCACUUGUAUGACUUAGCAUUCGGCAAUGCUAAUUGUGACAUGUCUCUA